AUUUCCCAGAAAUUCCCAGUCCCGUCGUCGCUUCCGUUGUGCUGGAGGCCGCCGGGGCGGCGGCGCAGGCUGGCUGCGGUCGGACCUCAAACCGGGCGGAGAGCGGGGGCCCAGCCGAAUGAUAAUGAUGAUGUCGAGCGUGGAAGGGCCCCUGGGCCUGGGGGACGGAGACCUGCUGGACUUCUUGCUGGAGGAGGGCGGCCUGGAACCGUUCUCCGGGGACGGACCGGCCCCACGGCAGGACUGGAGCCCGCUGGACCCGGAGAUCCUGAGUGACCAGGACGUGGAGGAUUUCCUAAAUUUGUUGCUGGGUUCCCCUGGGAUUCCUUCCCACGUGAGCAGUGACAGCAGCUCCUCCGGCCCCACUUCCGGCAGUGGGAGGGCCUCCCCUACCCCUCUCCAGGGUCCGGGCAGCGUCCAGAGUGAACACAACUACUCCUUGAACGUGGGGCUACUAGCCCUGGAGGAGGGCAGCCCAGCGGCACUGGAGCCGGGUGAGGGCAGCCCCAGCCCGGGGCCCGCUGUGGAUGACGUCUCCAUCGAUCUAGGCGCGUGGGGCAUUCCCGAAGGGUCAGGAGACGAUGGGCUGAAUCCGGGGCUCAGGGUGUCUCUGCUUGUGGAGGAGACUCCGCCGCAGCCUGCCUCUCCCCGACUAAUUCUGACCGAAGAGGAAAAACGGCUCCUGGAGAAGGAGGGGCUGACCCUGCCCGAGACUCUUCCCCUCACCAAGAUGGAAGAGCGGGCCCUGAAACACGUGCGGCGGAAGAUUCGAAAUAAACAUUCAGCUCAGGAGAGCCGGAGGAAGAAGAGGGUGUACGUUGGAGGGUUGGAGAGUAGGGUCUCGGUGUGCACAGCCCAGAACCAGGAACUGCAGAAGAAGGUCCAAAUGCUCGAGAAACAGAACUUGUCCCUGUUGGAACAGCUGAGGAAACUUCAAGCUCUGGUGACUCAGACGUCAACCAAAACCAGCAGUACCAGCACCUGUGUCCUGGUCCUCCUCUUCUCCUUCUGCCUCGUUCUCUUUCCCACCAUCUACCCCCUGGGGACUGGAGUGCAGCAACAGGACUUCCGAGGAGUGUUAUCGCGUCGGCUGCGCACGGUCCCGCCCGAGCCGGUCUCUCCUCAGGAUGCCUCCGUGUCCCACCUGGAUCCGCCAGCUCAGGAAAAAGAGGCAGUGUUCUUGGAGCGCAUGUUAAAUCGCUCAAGUGGCGAGCGUCCUGGGCCGAUCGUGGACGACUCUCCCUCCGCCUCCCCCGGCAAUUCAUCCUCUGACCCUCCUGGCGGGGGUGUGGAGCAGAGAACCCCUCUGCCGCCCUGCCCCUCCCCUGGCGGGAACCCCUCCCGUCCUUCCUCCCCCGUAGGGGGGACCAAAGAGAUGGCCUGGGCCGCUGUGGCAACUGCUGCCCCAAGCAUCGUUCUGCAGACUUGGCACUCUGAUGAGAUGUGAGGAGUCUCGGAGGGCUGGUCUUCCUCCCUCCACCAUUGGUAAACAGCAUGAGCUGUCACCCUAAAUCCCACUUAUCCUUAACCGAGCAUGUCCCCACCCUUCCCCAUUCUUUUUAGAUGGGGACACCCACCGGAUUCAUGGAUUAUUUUUCCCCUCCCAUCCCCACCCCAUCUUGCAAUUCCUGGAAAAUAAAAGGGAAAGUGUCUUAGCCUGGA
This is a messenger RNA of Ornithorhynchus anatinus (platypus), 1662 nucleotides long. It is a transcript of the gene CREB3, whose product is annotated as cAMP responsive element binding protein 3. The coding region runs from base 119 to 1447 and encodes 442 amino acids. The transcript is spliced from 10 exons. NCBI's taxonomy places the organism in Eukaryota, Metazoa, Chordata, Mammalia, Monotremata, Ornithorhynchidae. Gene Ontology annotation, molecular function: RNA polymerase II cis-regulatory region sequence-specific DNA binding; DNA-binding transcription factor activity, RNA polymerase II-specific. The record is from RefSeq and is a predicted model, not a curated record. Gene Ontology annotation, cellular component: nucleus. Gene Ontology annotation, biological process: regulation of transcription by RNA polymerase II.